AUGGUACCGCGACCACCCUGCGUGACGGAGCUCCUCAAGCGGGAUCCCCCACCCGUCAGCUUGUCCAAUCUCAGCGAUACUAAGAACCCGCCGUAUCGGGCCGAUCUCUCAGAUCAGAUCGCGUCGCCUAUGUGUCAUCCCGCUCUUGAGGCUGCACUCCACCUGAUGAACGAUGACUUGUUCUCGGCGCAUUUCCUGCUCCGGAAGAUGCAAGAGGAUGAAUGGGCAAAGUGGUUGCACGGUAUACUUCACUUGAUAGAGGGCGACCUAGAGAAGAACGCCAAGCUAUGGUAUCAGCAAGUCGACCCCAAGGUCCUCUCCACCUACUGGGGCGCCGACGACCCCGCCGCGGCCGCCAUCGAGAACAUGUACCGCGUCAAGCGGAUCAAGGACGGGGAGGAGAAGGAUCCGGAGGAAGACAAGAAGGCGCGCCGGAUCAAGUGGGAGGAGUUGACGAGUAUCAUGGAGUCGUUGGAGAAGGAGCAUGGGUGGGAUGCGGUGGACGGGACCAAGUUCUAUACGAAGGAUGAGGACCCGUCUCAUCAGAGUUUGGUAAUGAAACAGAAUAGGCGGGAUAUGUGA
This is a messenger RNA of Dioszegia hungarica, 582 nucleotides long. RefSeq lists its product as uncharacterized. NCBI's taxonomy places the organism in Eukaryota, Fungi, Basidiomycota, Tremellomycetes, Tremellales, Bulleribasidiaceae. The record is from RefSeq and is a predicted model, not a curated record. The transcript has 4 exons. The coding region runs from base 1 to 582 and encodes 193 amino acids.